Messenger RNA from Cladocopium goreaui, 1164 nucleotides. The record is from the annotation of a GenBank genome assembly. Lineage: Eukaryota; Dinophyceae; Suessiales; Symbiodiniaceae.
GUCGUGGGGAUGGUCAUUGCAACCUUGCUGACUGCCUACUAUGAUGGUAUGGAGGGUCUAAGGCGCGCAUGGUCGCCUCGAAAGAUUCUGCAUUGUUUACCUGCCGCCUUUCUCUUUGCCUUGGCCACGACUUUGGGAAAUUUGGGAUUUGCCAUGGGAAUCAGUCCAGCUCUCUACUUGGUCUUGGGGAAGUUCUAUACCCCCGUGGCGGCCUUUUGUGCCCGCUGGAUCAUGGGCAAAUACUACAUGCCCCUGGAGUGGCUUUCGCUCAUUAUCCUCACUCUAUCUUCGGCAGCCUUCGGAUAUUUACAGGUCUACAACAUUGGUUCCAAGGGUCCCGCAGCUGCACCCGUCAGCGCUAUGGCGAUGGUCCUAGGUUCCGCCGCGGUUUCUGCCCUGGCGUCGCUGGUCACCGAGAAGAUUCUGAAAGGGGAGCGCGAAGCCUUCCACGUCCAGAAGGUACGUCUGGAUUGUGGAAGCAUCCUGUCCAGUUUGAUCCUGAUUCCUGUGAUCGGUUUGAUCGCCACACGGCCACAGGACGUGCCUUGGGCCGUGCGACCCGAGAGCUAUGAGACGUGCCCAGCGGAUUCAGUGUGCUGGGAUUUGGGUGCCGGCACUUGCAGCAAUUCCGACUGCAACUGUCCGUGCACCUCAGGUCUUUUCGCAGGCUGGGACACCUGGCUCAUCUUCAUGGCGGUCUUCGUGAACACCACUCAAGGCUGGUUGGUGGGCAAGGUGACCCAUGCUUUUUCAGUGGUCCAUCGAGCCAUUGCGGAUUCUUUCAGCCUUUUGGCCAUCUACUUUCUCGGUGAUCCUCUGUUGAAUGGCAAGAGUUUGGACAACAGCACUUUAAACCUCGUUGCCAUGAUCGUGCCACUGAGCACUGCCACGUUCACCGUGGCCACCGCGGAGAUGCGAAAAGCCUUUGAGGCGCAGAAAAAGAUCGGGGCGGGCUUUGGUCGUCCCAGAGUGACCUCAGUGGACUUUGACAGCGAUGAUGAAUCCGUGAUGUUAGGAAGUGCUGUCCACAAUUUGUCGAUGUCUGUGGCCAACACGAAUUCAACCAAUACACCCUGAGACGCCACGGACAAACACGAGUCAUGACGACCAGGAUGUUCGGCGUGGCAACAAAAACCACGAAAAAACUCAGAUGGUUGAUGUUUG